Messenger RNA from Pieris rapae (cabbage white), 768 nucleotides. RefSeq names its product gamma-aminobutyric acid receptor-associated protein (gene Atg8). The transcript has a single exon. Lineage: Eukaryota; Metazoa; Arthropoda; Insecta; Lepidoptera; Pieridae. Bases 130 to 483 code for a protein of 117 amino acids. Gene Ontology annotation, biological process: cellular response to nitrogen starvation; autophagy of mitochondrion; macroautophagy. Gene Ontology annotation, molecular function: GABA receptor binding; ubiquitin protein ligase binding. The record is from RefSeq and is a predicted model, not a curated record. Gene Ontology annotation, cellular component: autophagosome; cytosol; autophagosome membrane.
GUCUUUAUGUCAUAUCAGCUGAUUGCGUCAUUAUUAUUGAGUUUGUAAAACAAUAACGCAAAAACAAAAAACAAGUCGCAUUUACGUAUCAAGAUACAAAACUUGAAAAUUCUUUGUUAAAUUUUGAAAAUGAAGUUUCAAUACAAAGAAGAACAUUCCUUUGAAAAACGGAAGGCAGAAGGAGAGAAAAUACGCAGAAAGUACCCUGACCGAGUGCCUGUAAUUGUAGAGAAAGCUCCCAAAGCAAGGCUUGGCGACCUCGACAAGAAGAAAUAUUUGGUCCCGUCGGAUUUGACCGUUGGACAAUUUUACUUUUUGAUCCGAAAACGUAUCCACUUGCGGCCCGAAGACGCAUUGUUUUUCUUUGUUAACAACGUAAUUCCUCCCACAUCUGCCACGAUGGGAUCUCUCUAUCAAGAACAUCAUGACGAAGAUUUUUUCUUGUACAUAGCAUUUUCUGAUGAAAACGUUUAUGGAUAUUAAUUAAGUUCUUUUUAAAAUAAUAAUCUUUUGAACUAAAUUCACUAAAUUGGUAGUAUUUUGUCCACAAUAUGGUGAAAUUAGGUGUAAGGCUUAAGAAUAUUGGUGUUUUAUGUUUAUAUUGUGAUAAUUCUAUUUUGCAACCUUUCCUCACUGACUUGUAUAUUAUGCAUCAUUAUAUUAGUUUUAGACAUUUAACAUUAUCACGAAUGUGAACUUUAAAGAAAUGUUUAAAUCAUCUAUAUUGUGUGUACUAUUUCUGAAAUAAAGAAUAAACUAUCAUGAAAA